This is a messenger RNA of Procambarus clarkii (red swamp crayfish), 1805 nucleotides long. RefSeq names its product cytochrome b-245 chaperone 1. Lineage: Eukaryota; Metazoa; Arthropoda; Malacostraca; Decapoda; Cambaridae. The record is from RefSeq and is a predicted model, not a curated record.
GUCUGUUUCCAACUGGGGUUCGAAUAUAAACAGUGGAGGAGGCGCGGCCCGCUGGAGGGGACAUGCAGGAGGCAAAAUGAACGUUUCUGUCAACACCCGGGAGGUUCUUCACCUGUCUGUGGCUCCUGGGGUCAGGUCAUGGAGUAUCUUUGUCGGUGUCAUGUCAGUUGGUGUGGGAGCAUCUUAUUACAGCCCAGAUGAACAUAUACUUAUGAAGAUUGCUUAUUUAACUGGAUGCCUCAUUCUUGGGCUCACAUUCCUAGAUGACUGGGAGGAUUGUGUGUUUGAUAAGACUAAGGGCCAAGUAACCAUGAUACGCCGCAACUGGUUUGAAAGGUUAACAAGCCGCUGUGCUAAUUACAACACACUGAUCCUGGAAAAUAGCUCUGUAAUGGCUGUGAGAGUCGUACAUGGCAGUGGACGAUUCAGAGAUGGCUAUCAGGUUGCAUUGGUACUGAGAGCAGGGGGCACAGUUCCUGUCUCUGAAACAAGUGUAGGACUAAAGAGUGACCAGGAACAACUAGCCAGAAAUAUUCGUAGUUUUCUUUCGCUUGAUCGAGUGGAAGCUGUUCGAAAUGUAUGGACAGAUUGGACAGAAAGUGACGAAGAAGAUUUUUUGUUUGUUUAUCAGCCUCCAAUUGAGGUUGAGAGUUUAAAGGGGAGUGGAAACCUAAAUUUUGAAGAAGUUAAGUUUGAAAAUGACAACCUGCCAGAGUAUCACCACAGUGACACUGACAGCUCUAGUGAAGAGGAGCUGUUUGAUGAUCUCUAGUAUACUACUUAAGUGUAGAGUUAAUUAUUUUAUUAUUGUCACAAAUGUGAGCAUGAAUCAAUAACAUUUUAGUCAUAGAUUCUGAAAGGAUUGUAUAACAAACAUUCUGAAUUUUCAAUUUGAAUAUUGUAAUCAGACUUAUAGAUAUAUAUUUAUAAAUCUAAAACGGGAGUUGUCUUCUCAGUAUUAGUACAGCCAUGUUAAUGGUGUCACGUUUAUUUUAGUACUGAAUUUUUCAGGUGGUAAUCAUGCUUUGUACAAAUUUUAAUCUGUAAUAGAGGAGAGACGAGUGACUAGAGGAAAGAGUGGAUCUUACAUUUUAUAAGGGUAUUAUUUAUUGUUUUUAAUUCCCCCCCCCCCCAUCAUGUGUUCAAGUUGAAGUAAACAUUCAGUGUAUUUUUUCAUUGUAUGACUUAUUAUUUGCUCUUUGAAUAGUACAGUAUAUAUUCUUUAAAAUUUAUAUUGAAUUUACCGAAUUCAUAAAUUUUCAAAAGAUAGUUUACUUUGUGGCACCUUGACUAAUUUUGAUAUGCAUUAUUGUAAUGUUAACCAAACAUUGUACACAGAGGAUAUUGCUAGUUAUGGAAAUAUUAUACUCAAAUGCACAAGGAUAAGUUAACCCUUUUAGGGUAGCAUGUCCAAAUUUGGUCUUCAAAAGGGUUGAUUAUUAUAUUUUUUAAAUUUAGAAACUCGAUAAUUGAGUGUUGAAACAAAUUAAAAAACUGUACUGAUUCAAUACUGUAAAUACUGUACAAUUUAAGUACAAUUGAAAUGGAAUUAUACCGUAUUUCAAUACAAUUAAAUUGAAAUGCUGCAAGUUUCAUAAUUUAUGAAAGUUUUUCUAUAAAUGGGAUUUUCAGCACUAGCUUGAAAAUUCUUAAAUGGCAAUAAUCUAUUUGUAUUACAAAUGCUUUAGUUCAUUUAAUUUUCUUACUAUCUCUAGCAUAUUGAUAAUCAUUUUCAAAGUCUCUAUAAUAUUUUUAAAGGAUACCCAGUAUGUAUACUGGUAAAUUAAAAAUUGAGUCAAUCUGAA